Molecule: messenger RNA, 959 nt
Organism: Symbiodinium pilosum
Lineage: Eukaryota; Dinophyceae; Suessiales; Symbiodiniaceae
Source: the annotation of a GenBank genome assembly
AUGACGUGCCUCCUGGACACAGGCAGUUCGGACCUCUGGAUCCCGUCCAAGUUGUGCAAAGCUUGCAAGCACAUCGAGCAUCGCUUCAAUGCCAACAAGUCGUCGACGUUCCUGCCAGCUUUGCACAUGACACCUGAGGGCUAUGCCCCUCGGGCGAUGCAAAUCAGCUAUGGAAGCGGGACAAUCCUUGGCUACGAGGCGCAAGACACUGUCACCUUCGCAGGACGUACAAUCCACAACCAGAGCUUCCUCAUCGUUGAAGACGAGCUGUUGCCUGAAAAUCGUGAAUGGGACGGAAUCUGCGGGUUUGGAUGGGACACCAUUGCGCAGAUGGGCCGUCCACUGUAUUCAAAUCUUCAACGUAUGGGCUCCAAGGCAAUGUACACCUUUGUGCCGGAGGACAGCACAUCUGCACGCCUUUAUGUGGGUCCUUUCCCUCAGCAUGCCGUUCAGCCGGGGACAGUGGUGUGGACAGAUGCUGAGAAGGCUUUCCCUGAAGGCAAAAAGACUUUCUGGUUCAUCACAGGUGGCAUUGCUGUUCACAAGAAGAAGCCACAUUCAGCCCGUUUCCUCGUGGACACAGGCACCAAUCAAGUCUUGCUGGCACCACGCAAGCUCUACACCAGCAUCAUGCAGUCGGUUCUGCCAGAACGUCUGUACGACGAUCUGUGUUAUGAGCUUGAACCAGUCUACUGUGACUGCUCCAUCCUCGAAAGAUCGCGCGACCUCCCGCCUCUUCGGAUAUUCAUCUCAGGACGCCCUUUUGAGCUGCCUGUCAGGGAGAUGUUCAUCCCGGUGCAUCGCGAAUACGGCCAGGGUACCAAUUGCAUACUGGCCAUACAGCCGAAUAACAUUAACGUGGGAGACACAAUGCCGGGGCAGUCGCGGCUGCCAUUACCUGGAGGGCUGGGGGGAAUUCUUGGAGGCUUGGAGCGAAAAUGGGAGACUGUGGCGUACUC